This is a messenger RNA of Ostrinia furnacalis (Asian corn borer), 1036 nucleotides long. RefSeq names its product histidine-rich glycoprotein-like. The coding region runs from base 1 to 984 and encodes 327 amino acids. The transcript has 8 exons. Gene Ontology annotation, cellular component: extracellular matrix. NCBI's taxonomy places the organism in Eukaryota, Metazoa, Arthropoda, Insecta, Lepidoptera, Crambidae. The record is from RefSeq and is a predicted model, not a curated record.
AUGGCGACGGAUUGUGAAGCUGCCACCAAAUCAGGUGUGACGACCACGAUCGCUCUGGCAAGAGUUCUAUGUUUUGCUGCUCUGGCAGCUGUAGCCUCUGCCCAGUUUGAACAUGGCUAUGGUCAUGAACACCAUGGUCUUGAACACCACGGCCAUGAACAUCACGGCCACGAACAUGGCCAUGGCUUCUCGUCGCAGCACAUCUCCCGACACGACGGCAAACCCGAGAAAGUCAGUGUUCACUUACAUGGAGAUGAACAUGGUCAUGGACACGGUCACGGUCAUGAACAUCAUUAUGAUUAUUAUGCUUACCCUAAAUAUGAGUUCGAGUACAAAGUGGAGGACAAGCACACCGGCGACCACAAGACCCAGCAUGAGCACCGCGAUGGAGACGCCGUGAAGGGCUUCUACUCCCUGCAUGAGCCCGACGGCUCUGAAAGGCACGUCGACUACCACAGCGACAAGCACAAUGGUUUCCACGCCACUGUGAAGCACAGCACCCAUCAUCUGGUCCCCGAACAUCAUUUGAGCGUUGAGUUUGACAACAGCAACACACAACUAAAGAUGAUCUCAAAGGUACUGUGCUUCGUUGCUCUGGUGGCUGCAGUAGCCGCUCAGUCCGACCAAGGCCACGGCCACCACCACGGCUACUCUUCGCAGCACAUCUCGCGUCACGACGGCAAACCAGAAAAAGUCUCUGUUCACGUAAAAGACAAACACGGACACGAGCAUGAAAUUCACGAUUACUACGCCUACCCUAAAUACGAGUUCGAGUACAAGGUGGAGGACAAGCACACCGGCGACCACAAGACCCAGCACGAGCACCGCGAUGGAGACGUCGUGAAGGGCUUCUACUCCCUGCACGAGCCUGAUGGUUCCGAAAGAAAAGUCGACUACCACAGCGACAAGCACACUGGUUUUCACGCUACUGUGAAGCACAGCACUCACCACCUGGUCCCUGAAAAGCAUCACCACCACCACUAAAAUUAAUAAAAAGUUGUUUUUGAUUACUUCUAGUUAAAAAUGUUCUGUUGCC